CGUGAAUGCGUGUAGGCGUGUAUAAAAAUGUGUGUCUAUAUAUGCACUUACGUAAUGAGAAAUGCUGGUAUGAAUUAUGAUAAAAGUGAGUUUGGAGUGUAGCGAGAAAUGGCGAGGUCCCACUAAAUAGUUUCAUUUUGGCCGCCCGAUUUGUCGUCUCUCUCGUCUCCGUCUCUCUCACCGUCGUCUCUUUUGCGUUUUUGACUCUACCCUCUCUCUCUCUCCUCUCUCUACUUACUCCUCCCACAUACUUAUAACUUAUAUUUAUCUCCACCCUCUUUUCUCUGAGCCUCUACUAACUCAUAUUGCUUGAUUCACUCGUCAAUAUACAUACCCAUCAAGCUUAAAGGCCUAAAGUUGUGAUCUUUUUGAGGUUUGGUGGACUUUGAGCUCAUCAAUUUGGAGAUCUGUGGAAUUUGAUUUCUGGGUUUUAAAUUUUGAAUCUUGAAGCUUUGUAAUGGCUGGUAGUAAUGAAGUGAAUGUUAGUGAAUCCAAGAGGGUUGUUCCUCUGAAUACAUGGAUUCUGAUAUCGAAUUUCAAACUGGCGUACAACAUGCUUCGCCGUCCUGAUGGCACAUUUAAUCGUGAUUUGGCUGAGUUUCUUGAUCGGAAAGUUCCUGCCAACACAAUUCCUGUUAAUGGGGUUUACUCGUUUGAUGUUAUUGAUCGUGUCACCAACCUUCUCAAUCGUGUUUAUAGGUCAGCACCAGACAGUGAAACUCAACGGGGAAUCAUUGAUCUCGAAAAGCCCUUGAGCACCACAGAAAUUGUGCCUGUAAUAAUCUUUUUCCAUGGAGGAAGCUUCGCCCAUUCGUCCUCCAACAGUGCUAUAUACGAUACCUUCUGUCGUCGCCUUGUUGGCAUUUGCAAUGCAGUUGUUGUUUCAGUAAAUUACCGUCGAUCACCUGAACAUCGGUAUCCUUGUGCUUAUGAUGAUGGGUGGACAGCUCUAAAGUGGGUUCAUUCGAGACCAUGGCUAAAAAGUGGGAAGGACGCUAAAGUUCAUGUUUAUUUAGCUGGUGAUAGUUCCGGUGGAAAUAUUGCUCACCAUGUUGCAGUAAAGGCUGCAGAGUCCGGAGUUGAAGUCCUGGGCAAUAUACUUCUUCAUCCAUUCUUUGGUGGCGAAGAGCGAAAGGAUUCAGAGACAAGAUUGGAUGGAAGGUAUUUCAUGACACUCCGAGAUCGGGAUUGGUACUGGAGAGCAUAUUUACCCGAAGGUGAAGACAGAGACCAUCCAGCAUGUAAUAUAUUUGGCCCUAGGUCAAAGAGCAUGAAAGGACUUCAGAAUUUUCCAAAAAGUUUAGUCUGUGUGGCAGGUUUGGAUCUUGUUCAAGACUGGCAAUUGGCUUAUGUAGAAGGCCUGAAGGAAGCUGGGCAAGAAGUGGAGCUUCUAUUUCUGGAUGAGGCAACAAUUGGUUUCUACUUCUUGCCGAACAAUGACCAUUUCUAUACUCUAAUGGACAAGAUAAAGGACUUUGUUAAUCACAGCUGUCAAUAGAUUACUUAACUUCAACUACAGGCAGCCAUACAUAGCAGAAUGUUAACUUCCACUUGGGUUUUUUUCAUCCCACUAUUGCGCUAAUGGUGUGUAGCUAUAUAUUUGUGUAGUAUCUGCUUAUUACUGAUGUUGUCAUUUGCUGAUCCGGGUUCGGCACUUCUCCGAUUCAGCAUUUGGGAUCCCCAUUGUUCUCAUUACGAAGGAUGUUGCACUUGCCGCUGUCUUCUUGGUGCAAGACACAGAAGGGCGCUUCAUAAUGUUAAGUGGGUUGUAAUUCAUUUUAGUAUUUGACAAACUUUUAAUUUCAAUUUUACGCAGUCUAGCCUCCAGCAAUAAGGAGGUCAUAGUACUGCGAUGUUCAUGAUUGACGGUCAAUCAGUUUAUUAUGUUCAUGGAUAUUAUAACCAGAAGCUAAUCUCUGAAUAUGCAUCUCAAGUGCUUAUGUUAUAGUGAACUUGUACUUUAUACUUGUGCUCUAGAAAUAUAUGAAGAAUUUUGUUUGUUCA
Messenger RNA from Daucus carota subsp. sativus, 2004 nucleotides. Its product is annotated as gibberellin receptor GID1C. Lineage: Eukaryota; Viridiplantae; Streptophyta; Magnoliopsida; Apiales; Apiaceae. The record is from RefSeq and is a predicted model, not a curated record. Bases 458 to 1498 code for a protein of 346 amino acids. Gene Ontology annotation, biological process: positive regulation of gibberellic acid mediated signaling pathway; raffinose family oligosaccharide biosynthetic process; floral organ morphogenesis. Gene Ontology annotation, cellular component: cytoplasm; nucleus. Gene Ontology annotation, molecular function: gibberellin binding; hydrolase activity. The transcript has 2 exons.